CAGGCUUUGAUUAGUAUUUUAGACUCGUAACAGACAUUUUUCUGGACCUGAUGUUUUCCUAACACUUGGCUUAAAAAGCUACUUUGCUGGAAUGUUUUAAAGGGUUAAAAAUCCUCUAGGAUUUGAAGUUAAUUUUAAAUUAAUUGAAGGAAAUACUUCUGGCCUCACCAAAGAAAUAACUGGAAUCAUGGAUCAGAACAACAGCUUGCCACCCUAUGCUCAAGGCUUGGCCUCCCCUCAGGGUGCAAUGACUCCAGGAAUUCCAAUUUUUAGCCCGAUGAUGCCAUAUGGCACAGGACUGACACCACAGCCUGUCCAGAGCACCAACAGUCUGUCCAUCCUAGAGGAACAGCAGCGGCAGCAGCAGCAGCAACAAGCAGCACAGCAAUCUACAUCACAGCAAGCGACACAGGGAACAUCUGGUCAAACUCCCCAGCUCUUCCACUCACAGACUCUUACCACAGCCCCUUUACCGGGAACCACACCUCUGUACCCCUCUCCAAUGACUCCGAUGACUCCAAUAACUCCUGCAACACCGGCGUCCGAGAGCUCUGGGAUAGUGCCACAGCUACAGAAUAUUGUGUCCACGGUGAAUCUUGGUUGCAAACUUGACCUAAAAACUAUUGCGCUUCGUGCCCGCAAUGCUGAAUAUAAUCCCAAGCGUUUUGCUGCUGUUAUUAUGAGAAUAAGAGAACCACGUACUACUGCACUUAUAUUCAGCUCUGGAAAAAUGGUGUGCACAGGAGCAAAAAGUGAGGAGCAAUCCAGACUGGCAGCAAGGAAGUAUGCAAGAGUUGUUCAGAAACUGGGUUUUCCUGCAAAAUUUUUGGAUUUUAAAAUUCAGAACAUGGUGGGCAGCUGUGAUGUGAAAUUUCCCAUCAGAUUAGAAGGAUUGGUACUCACACACCAGCAGUUCAGCAGCUACGAGCCAGAAUUGUUUCCUGGCUUAAUCUACAGAAUGAUCAAGCCAAGAAUUGUUCUCCUUAUUUUUGUUUCUGGAAAAGUGGUUUUAACUGGUGCUAAAGUACGAGCAGAAAUCUAUGAAGCAUUUGAAAACAUCUAUCCUAUUUUAAAGGGAUUCAGAAAGACAACGUAACAGUUUCUACACGUUUCAGAGAAAUCAGGGGUAUAUUUUAAAAGGUAUUGCGUAUGGCACAGCAGUAACAAGAGAUGGACUUCCAGUGAAGCUGCAACACCAGGACUUGGACUAUUUCCCAGUUAGUGCCUACUUCCCUGAUGCUCAAGGGGAACUGUAUUAUUGAUUAUGUCUACUGAGUUACUGUGAGUUGCUUUACUUGGGCUGUUCCUGGAGCAGUCCCUCCAAGUUUUAUUUAUAUUCUAGCUUUUAAAUAGUUUUAAUGCCAGUUCUAUUAAUAGAAAAUCCAUAAGUUGGUUUAAAAGACAAAUGCAACUGUGUCACUCACUGUAUAAACCACUUAAAUUGCCAUGUAUAUAUGUUUUAACUUCCUUCCAUAAGACCAUGGUUUUUAUAAUUUUCAGAACUUAAGCUUUUAAAUUUUUUCAAUUUAAAAUUUCUUUGUUGCCAGACACAUUCCCUUUCCAGUAUUAAGCAAGACAGAAUAAAUUUAUUAAUGAAAAUGGCUCACUGUACAUAUAUAUAUAAUAUAUACCUUCCUUCUCUUUCCUCCUUCAGUUCCACAUGUACAAUAAACCCUGUUUAUACAA
Fulmarus glacialis (Northern fulmar) is the source of this 1686-nucleotide messenger RNA. It is a transcript of the gene TBP, whose product is annotated as TATA box binding protein. NCBI's taxonomy places the organism in Eukaryota, Metazoa, Chordata, Aves, Procellariiformes, Procellariidae. Gene Ontology annotation, biological process: DNA-templated transcription initiation. Gene Ontology annotation, molecular function: DNA binding; RNA polymerase II general transcription initiation factor activity. The transcript is spliced from 7 exons. The record is from RefSeq and is a predicted model, not a curated record. Bases 188 to 1096 code for a protein of 302 amino acids.